Molecule: messenger RNA, 2257 nt
Organism: Poeciliopsis prolifica (blackstripe livebearer)
Lineage: Eukaryota; Metazoa; Chordata; Actinopteri; Cyprinodontiformes; Poeciliidae
Product: GTPase IMAP family member 8-like
Exons: 7
Coding region: 231-1538 (435 amino acids)
Molecular function (GO): GTP binding
Source: RefSeq, a predicted model, not a curated record
AGAGCAGCAGAGACUCAGAGACAACAAGCUGCUGCAGGAGGAGGAGGAUUUAUUCAGCUGCGCUUAUGUUUCAAGAUCAUUUCAUAGUCCAGAUGAGUUUGUAACUUUAUUCCUGAGGUCAAAGUCAAACAUCAACAGCAACCUGAGGUUCUGGUUCUGGUUCUGGUUCUGGUCCAGGUUCUGGUUCUGGUUCUGGUUCUGGUUCUGGUCCAGUGAGACCCAGAGACAUCAUGGCUGCUGCAGAACCUGAUCUGCAGCCUGUGAAACGCAGCAACAGCCUGGAACUGAUUCCUCCUUCCAUGUCUGAGCAGAAGGAUGAAGGUUUAACUGUGGCUGAGAAACGCAAACCUCUGAACCUGGUUCUGUUUGGUCCAAAUGAUCCACUGAAGACGGCAGCAGCCAAGGUCAUCCUAGGUCAGCCAGAUCUUCCUCCAGAGAGGCUCAGGAAGCAGGGAGAGGUGUUUGGACGUGGGGUUUCUCUGGUGCAGCUGCCUGCCUUGGAUGGAAAAGCUCAGCAGGAAGUGAUGGAGGAAUCCUUCAGGUGUGUCUCCCUCUGUGAUCCUGAGGGUGUCCACGCCUUCAUCCUGGUCCUGCCUGUGGGUCCCCUCACUGAUGAAGACAAGGGAGAGUUACACACCAUCCAGGACACAUUCAGCUCCAGAGUCAAUGACUUCACCACCAUCCUCUUCACUGUGGAGUCAGACCCUAAACAUCCAGCUGUUGGGAACUUUAUAAAGGAGAACAGACACAUCCAGGAUCUCCUCCAGAUCUGUGGAGGAAGAUAUUUAGUUCUGGACAUCAGAGACAGACGGCAGAUCCCAGAACUGAUGGAGACGCUGGAGAAAAAUGAUUCAUCUUUUACGACUGAAACAUUAUUUUGGGGCCAAAUGGAAGAUAAACUACAGCAACAGACAGAUAAUCCAGAUUGUCUCCGGAUCGUUCUGAUUGGGAAAACUGGCAGUGGGAAGAGUUCAUCAGGAAACACCAUCCUGGGAAGAAAACUGUUUAAAUCUGGAGUUUUUCCACAGUCAGUUACUAGAAGCUGUGAGAAAGCUGAAUGUGUGAUAGACGGUCGCCAUGUUGAUGUUGUUGACACUCCUGGUCUGUUUGACACCAGCUUGUCCUUGAGUCAGGUUAAUGAAGAGAUAAGGAAAUGUAUCAGUCUGGUGCAUCCAGGUCCUCAUGUCUUCCUGCAGGUUUUACCGAUCGGCAGAUUUUCUAUAGAAGACACUGAGACACUGAAACUGAUUCAGGAAGUUUUGGGAGAAAAUUAUAAGAAGUUUACCAUCGUCCUGUUUACCAGAGGAGAUAUACUGGAAUAUGAUGAGAUCUCCAUUGAACAAUACAUUGAAGAUGAUUGUGAAGAUGCCUGUAAGAAUCUGAUCAGAGAGUGUGGAGGAAGAUACCAUGUGUUCAAUAACCAUCAAAUAAAGAAUCGAUCACAAGUUACUGAUCUGAUCAAAAAGAUCAACAUGAUGGAGAAUGAAGGCAAAUGCUACACCAAGGAGAUGUUACCUGGUCAACAGAAACCAAAAUAAAAUCUCCUGUUUGACUAAUAAAGUUUAUCUGAAUCUGAUUAGUGUUAAAAUAAAGAAAAAGAAAACAAAAUAAACUCCCAGAAUGCAAAGCGCUCAGCCAAUCAUUUGUUUCUGAAAAUGCAUAUUAAUACUAAUCUGUAAUAUUUCCUUAGUUAUUGGUGCUUCACUUUUAUUAUUUUGCCCCUUUUUACAUUUUAGUGUCGUUUAUUUCAUUAUUUUCAUUGUCAUUGUUAUUUUAACUUUACUGGAUUAAUCAUUUUGUGACAGAAUGAAAUAUUGGAGAUUAGAAAUAAACAUUUAAUUUAAAUAAAAUAUGGGCUCAAACUACAUAUUUUCCAGUAUUUUCUGUAGUGUUGAAAAAAAGCAGCUACAAUAACUUUACAUCUUUAUGGACCAACAGGACGGAUCUGCUGAGCAGCUCAGAGGAUAUUUAAAUGUAAAGAUGAUUUAUUAGAAGAUUUUUCCAUAAGUUGAUUAUCUUGUCUGGAUUUUUUAACAUUUCAGGAUGAAAUGAUGUUUUAUUAAUUACAACCUGAUCCAUCAUCAACAACAAACAACAGAUCUAAACUGUAGAUCAGGAACAUUUUAUGGUUUGUUUUGUUUGGGUUGGAAAUAUUUCCAGGACUUUUUUUUUUAUAUGCAUUUAAUUUAUGUUGUUUUUGAUUUAAUGUACUUGUUGGUGGAUGAUUUUUAAUGAAAAAUAAAAUUGUUAUGAAUGA